Messenger RNA from Nothoprocta perdicaria, 1731 nucleotides. It is a transcript of the gene CBX4, whose product is annotated as chromobox 4. The transcript has 5 exons. Lineage: Eukaryota; Metazoa; Chordata; Aves; Tinamiformes; Tinamidae. The record is from RefSeq and is a predicted model, not a curated record. Gene Ontology annotation, biological process: negative regulation of DNA-templated transcription. Bases 68 to 1639 code for a protein of 523 amino acids.
GCGCGGAGCUGGCGGAGCCGCGGUCGGUUCGGCUGCAGCGGGCGGCGCGGCCCCUCCCGGCUGCGGCAUGGAGCUGCCGGCCGUGGGCGAGCACGUCUUCGCCGUGGAGAGCAUCGAGAAGAAGCGGAUCCGCAAGGGCAGAGUGGAGUACCUGGUCAAAUGGAGAGGCUGGUCGCCCAAGUAUAACACGUGGGAACCGGAGGAGAACAUCCUGGACCCCCGGCUGCUGAUCGCCUUCCAGAACAGGGAGCGGCAGGAGCAGCUCAUGGGAUACCGCAAGCGGGGGCCGAAGCCGAAGCCGCUCGUUGUGCAGCUGCCCUCGUUCGCCCGCCGCUCCAACAUCCUCACGGGGCUGCAGGAGCCUGCUGUGGACAACAGGCCCAAGCUGGACCUCAGCUCCUCGGGCAAGAGCCAGCAGCACCAGUACGAGCUCAACAGCAAGAAGUACCACCAGUACCAGCCCAAUGGCAAGGAGAGCAGCAUGAAGCACCAGUCCCACAGCAAAGGGAAGUAUUACUACCAGCUGAACAGCAAGAAGCACCACCACUACCAGCCAGACCCCAAGAUGUACGAGCCCCACUACCAGCCCACGAGCAAGGAGCCACAGAGCCAGGCAUGCCUAGAGAGCAGCAAGAGCCCCAUGGUCGCCCACCCAGACAAGUGGGCUCAUGUCCCCAACAAGAGCUUGCUGGGCCCAGUCAAGAACCUGUCUGCAGAGAGCAAGAACGGGGCUGAGAAGAACCUGUCGAGUGCUACUGGGCCUCCACCGCGGGACAGGGUGACGGGCAAUGGUCUUGGGGGCAAGAUGAAGAUCGUCAAGAACAAAAACAAGAAUGGGCGCAUAGUGAUCGUCAUGAGCAAGUACAUGGAGAACGGCAUGCAGGCGGUGAAGAUCAAGUCUGGGGAGCCAGCCCGGAAGCGGGUGGCGGAGGAGAGGACUCCUAAGAAGGGUGGGGAAGAGAAGCUGGAGGUGUGGAGGAAGCCAGGGGAGGACAGGGUGGUGGGCAGCAGCCCCCUGAGCAAAGCGGAGGGCGAGGGGAGGCAGCCGCCCGUGGAACUCCAGGAGAGCCCCCGGAAGCCCCUGCUGGCCCAGGAGCUGCACGUCCCUGCUGCCGAGCAGCCCCUGCAGCUCACCACAAAGCCCGACCUCGUGCCCUGGUCGCUGAGCCCUGCGCACGAGCACAGCCCUGCCUCCAUGGGACUGAGCCUGGCCAGCCCGGGCUCGCGUAAGCGCUGCCUCUCGGAGCCGCCCGGCGAGCGGGAGCUGGGCAAGAAGCGCCUCCCGUGCCGCAGCAUCAGUGCCCCCACGUGCGGCAGCCCCCCGGCCGCGGCGCCCGGCCCGCCCGCGCCGCCCGAGGUCAUCCUGCUGGACUCCGACCUGGACGAGCCCAUAGACUUGCGCUGCGUGAAGCCGCGGGCCGAGGACGAGCCGCCUGCCACGCACGUGAAGCCCGAGGCGCCGCUGGGGCCCGCGGAGAAGCCGCCUGCGGAGCCCCUGCAGCCCCGUGAGGCCACCGCCGAGGAGGAGGAGGAGGCCGAAGCCCUGCAGGAGUUCAAGCCCUUCUUUGGGAAUAUAAUUAUCACAGACGUGACGGCAAACUGCCUGACGGUGACCUUCAAGGAGUACGUGACGGUGUGAGCGGGGUCCCCGGCUGCUCCCCAUGGGAGGCACCGGCCCCGCGGCCCCUCGCAGGUACUGACGCCCCUUCCCCGGGGCCGGCGACCCUGGCC